This is a messenger RNA of Abrus precatorius (Indian licorice), 2552 nucleotides long. RefSeq names its product glucose-6-phosphate 1-dehydrogenase, chloroplastic. The record is from RefSeq and is a predicted model, not a curated record. Gene Ontology annotation, molecular function: NADP binding; glucose-6-phosphate dehydrogenase activity. Gene Ontology annotation, biological process: glucose metabolic process; pentose-phosphate shunt, oxidative branch. Gene Ontology annotation, cellular component: chloroplast stroma. Bases 191 to 1999 code for a protein of 602 amino acids. The transcript has 10 exons. NCBI's taxonomy places the organism in Eukaryota, Viridiplantae, Streptophyta, Magnoliopsida, Fabales, Fabaceae.
UCCUCUACCAUCAAGCAAGGGAAAGGGACAAGCAGCCCUUCGGAGAUCUCAAGGGCCUUCUAAUCUUUUCCUCGUUCUCUCCGAACUCACUGCUUUCCCUUCUCUUCUCUUCUUAUUACCCAUUCUCUCUCUCUCUCUCGUUCACCCGUUUCCUUUAUUCCCAUUUCCUUUUGCUUCUUAAAAGAAACGCAUGGCCACGCUUUACUCAACGCAUUGUCAUUCAUUCGCAUCUUCACCCUCUUCUUCCUCCUCCUCGCAACCGUGUCCUUUGUCGUCUAAUCUUGCUUAUCUUCAACGCGUGACCUUCUCUCAGCGUUUUCUCGCUGCCAAGGUUUCUCUGAAAUCUCAACCCCAAUCGCAUCAGACUCCUGUACUCACCCAGCAACAAGAAGGUACAGUAGAAGCUGCUGUUACACCUGUUGAAAAUGGCACUUCUCAUAAGCAGUUGAAAGCUGAAUUGUUGUCUGUUACGACUCCGGAAGAGUCUCAAGGUGAAGUAAGUUUUGAAAAGGAUGGAAAUGAGUCCAGUGUUAGUAUUACUGUUGUUGGAGCCUCUGGAGACCUUGCUAAGAAGAAGAUUUUUCCGGCCCUCUUUGCGCUUUACUAUGAGGAUUGUCUCCCUAAGCAUUUCACCAUCUAUGGUUAUGCGCGGAGUAAGAUGACUGAUGCAGAAUUGAGAAUUAUGGUUAGCAAGACCCUCACUUGUAGAAUUGAUAAGAGAGAGAACUGUAGUGAAAAGAUGGAGCAAUUUCUUAAAAGAUGUUUCUACCAUUCUGGACAAUAUGAUUCUCAGGAAAACUUUGCAGCACUAGACAAAAAGCUGAAGGGACAUGAGGGUGGGAGAACUUCUAAUCGCCUGUUUUAUCUUUCAAUUCCUCCUAAUAUAUUCAUAGAUGCUGUAAAAUGUGCAAGCUUGUCAGCUUCUUCUGGUAAUGGAUGGACCAGGGUCAUUGUUGAAAAGCCUUUUGGUCGUGAUUCAGAUUCUUCAGCUGCAUUAACAAAAUCACUCAAGCAGUAUCUGACAGAAGAUCAAAUUUUCAGGAUCGACCACUAUCUUGGAAAAGAGCUUGUGGAAAAUCUUUCUGUUCUCCGAUUCUCAAAUCUCAUUUUCGAACCGUUAUGGUCGAGGCAGUAUAUAAGAAAUGUACAGUUGAUAUUCUCAGAAGAUUUUGGCACUGAAGGACGUGGCGGGUACUUUGACCAUUAUGGCAUAAUACGAGACAUUAUGCAGAAUCAUUUACUUCAGAUAUUAGCCCUCUUUGCUAUGGAAACCCCUGUUAGUUUGGAUGCGGAGGAUAUUAGAAAUGAAAAGGUCAAAGUUCUUCGUUCAAUGAGACCCCUGCAACUUGAGGAUGUGGUUAUAGGUCAGUAUAAGAGCCACACAAGAGGAGGCGUUACAUAUCCAGCCUAUGUCGAUGACAAAACUGUACCAAAAGACAGUUUAACUCCAACAUUUGCUGCAGCUGCCCUCUUCAUAGAUAAUGCAAGAUGGGAUGGAGUACCUUUUCUGAUGAAGGCUGGGAAAGCAUUACACAACAAGAGAGCUGAGAUACGGGUACAGUUCAGGCAUGUGCCAGGCAAUUUGUACAACCGAAAUUUUGGGACUGAUCUUGAUCGAGCUACAAAUGAACUUGUUAUAAGAGUUCAGCCUGAUGAAGCUAUUUAUUUGAAGAUAAACAACAAAGUACCUGGUCUGGGAAUGAAGUUGGACCGCAGUAAUCUAAAUCUUCACUAUGCAGCAAGAUAUUCAAAGGAGAUUCCAGAUGCUUAUGAGAGGCUACUUCUGGAUGCCAUUGAAGGAGAAAGAAGACUCUUUAUACGUAGUGAUGAACUGGAUGCUGCUUGGUCACUCUUUACACCUGUACUGAAUGAGCUAGAAGACAAAAAGAUAAUUCCAGAGUACUAUCCUUAUGGUAGUAGAGGUCCUGUUGGUGCUCACUAUCUUGCAGCCAGAUACAACGUACGGUGGGGUGACCUUGGGACUGACAUAGACCAAUAACCCUCACAUGUUACAAUUGUGAUCAGCCUCGGAUGUUAGCCAUGCUAGUUUUGUGGUUUCUUGUUGGAGUGGCAGGUCUUUUUCAUCAUACUAUUGGCAUGGUUACAUCCUUGGUGAGAAGACAGGUACUAGGCGCACACGAAAUCAUGUAAAGCAAUAUUGCAUCAAAUUUCAAAGUAGAGUAAUAAAGCACGUAGAUCAUAAUGCAUUUUUUAGAGUUUUUGUUGCUAUUUGAGAGGUGGGAUUGGGACGGUUUGAAUGGAGAAGAUGUUUCCUAUAGUUGGCCAAAUGCCAAUCAAUUUAGUUAGAUAAUGUAUUUUGAUUUUGAAUUUAUAUGCUUAUUGCAUUUUGCUACAAAAUGGGAAAUAUGAAGAGAGUUACAAAGUUGGUAUGAAUCAGUCAUACUCACUUGUAAUCAGUCCAAUUGAAGGUAUUGUACUAUUAUAAAAAGAGUUUACUUUAAUUCAGUCACUACAUUAUAGAAUAUCAUUGAAUUGUGUUACAUGUAACUAGCAGGAGUCAUGCAUAUUACUAAUGUGGAACACUUUUAUUU